AUGGCCGUAAGUAUACGCAUUUGGAGCAAGGCUGCGGCGGUAACCCAAUCCGCCACUGGUCCAAGCCACCAAGGUGGCGUGGCGCAAAGAAACCCUUCGCACGGCCCCACGACCGCGACUGCUAUUCCAUCUUACGGCCUCGUGGCCAUGAAUAUGGCUCCAGUACAUGUCGCUGCACCUCCACAUAGCUCCAUGGAUGGGCCACCAUUCCAUCACACAGCCUUGCAGUCGUUUCAUAACAUAGAUAGUUAA
Molecule: messenger RNA, 252 nt
Organism: Prunus armeniaca (apricot)
Lineage: Eukaryota; Viridiplantae; Streptophyta; Magnoliopsida; Rosales; Rosaceae
Source: the annotation of a GenBank genome assembly